AUGUUGCUGCCGCUGCUGCGGAGUAGCUGCUUCCCUUCCUCGGCUCCUGGCGGCGGCGGCGGCGGCGGAGGAGGAGGGGACGGGGGCUCGGGGAACCGGCCGGCGGCGCAGCUUCAGCGCGGAGCCCACGGGCCGCCGGAGCCGCUCGAGCGGGCGGACGCCGAGCCCGGGGCCGAGGCUGCGCGCCCGGCGGAGGCCGAGGGGGCGCCGGGGCCCGGGGCGCGCGGCCGGGGGGCGGGCGGCGGCGGGCGGCGGGCCGAGCGGGAGCCGUAUGCGUGCAUGGAUCCGGGCGCCGCGCUGCAGAGGCGGGCCGGGGCUGGCGGCCUGAGCGCGGGCUCGCCGGCGCUGUCGAGCGGCCAGGGCCGCCGGAGGAAGCAGCCCCCCAGGCCGGCCGACUUCAAGCUGCAGGUCAUCAUCAUCGGCUCCCGCGGCGUGGGCAAGACCAGCCUGAUGGAGCGCUUCACGGACGACACCUUCUGCGAGGCCUGCAAGUCCACCGUGGGUGUUGACUUUAAGAUUAAAACUGUAGAGCUAAGAGGAAAGAAAAUUAGAUUACAGAUCUGGGACACAGCUGGUCAGGAGAGAUUCAACAGCAUUACCUCAGCUUAUUACAGAAGUGCAAAGGGGAUCAUAUUAGUGUAUGAUAUCACUAAGAAGGAGACAUUUGAUGAUUUGCCAAAAUGGAUGAAGAUGAUUGAUAAGUACGCUUCAGAAGAUGCAGAACUGCUCUUAGUUGGAAAUAAGCUGGACUGUGAAGCAGACAGAGAAAUCACCAGGCAGCAAGGCGAAAAGUUUGCACAGCAGAUAACUGGGAUGCGGUUCUGUGAAGCAAGUGCCAAGGAUAACUUCAAUGUGGAUGAGAUAUUUCUGAAACUCGUUGAUGACAUUUUGAAAAAGAUGCCUCUGGACAUCUUAAGGAACGAGUUGUCCAAUAGUAUCCUCUCGUUACAACCAGAGCCUGAGAUACCGCCAGAACUGCCUCCGCCAAGACCACAUGUCCGAUGCUGUUGAUUUGCUACUUUGGAGACACAGUGGAAACAGUUCUUGGAGAGGGGGAAAUGCGCUCUAUUCUGCACUACAAUCAUUUUGACAGUUUCCUUUCGCACUUUGUAAUCCAAGUCAGAGCUAUACACUAACUUGUAAAUAUGCAAAUAUGCAAUCCUGGGUAAGUUUUGGUUAUAAGUUACAUACUUGCCUCCAAAUUAUUAUAUUUCAUUUAUUACCCCAGUGUCUAGUGUCCGUGCACUGGGGACCUAGUACUUCAAAUAUGAAGAACGGGAGAAAUGAAAGGUAUAGUGUUUUCUUGAAAUAAAUAAUAUAAUUGUCCUUGUUAAUUAUAUUAUGAGGACAGAAGAUACCCUGAUAAGAAGAGAGAAUGUGGUGCUUUGCUUACUGUUCUAAAGAAAAUUUGUAAAGCUAAAGACUUUUUGGGAAAAAAGCUAUCUUAAGUGUUUUUUCUUUAUUUACAAGACAUUUCCCCCAGCUGUAGCAUCUUUGAAGUAUUGGAGUGUUUCUGCCACAAAGCAAAGCUCCACUCGUGAUUAUCCUUGAAGGGUAUUUAUUACUGUAAUGGUAGAAUGUUACUUGUUAGAGGGCUGGAUUUGACUUGGUCCUAAGGCCAUGGAAUCUCUGUCAUGGUUUCCUAAGGGACAUACCCUUAUCCUUUUAAGAACUACAAAGAUUUAAUAAAGAAAGAAAUGUUUUUGAAGCUAUAGAAAAAGAUUUUAAAACAACGCUGCUGUCCUAAACAAAUCCUGUUUAAAGGAAUUUUAAAGAGAUACAUUUUACUAUAUCAAAGAACAUAUGUGUAUUUGCCUAAACAUUCUGUUCCUUUGUAAUGAGAAAACUUCUCCCCUUUAUGGUGAAGCUUACUCCAGUUAAGACUAGACUGUGUUCAAAAA
Messenger RNA from Nycticebus coucang (slow loris), 1901 nucleotides. RefSeq names its product RAB12, member RAS oncogene family (gene RAB12). Bases 1 to 1011 code for a protein of 336 amino acids. The record is from RefSeq and is a predicted model, not a curated record. Lineage: Eukaryota; Metazoa; Chordata; Mammalia; Primates; Lorisidae. The transcript is spliced from 6 exons. Gene Ontology annotation, biological process: Golgi vesicle fusion to target membrane; protein secretion; protein localization to plasma membrane. Gene Ontology annotation, cellular component: synaptic vesicle; endosome; plasma membrane. Gene Ontology annotation, molecular function: GTPase activity; GTP binding.